This is a messenger RNA of Acromyrmex echinatior (Panamanian leafcutter ant), 409 nucleotides long. RefSeq names its product chymotrypsin inhibitor-like. The record is from RefSeq and is a predicted model, not a curated record. NCBI's taxonomy places the organism in Eukaryota, Metazoa, Arthropoda, Insecta, Hymenoptera, Formicidae.
ACGGAAAGUUAUCAUCAGUUUAGUUCGAGUUGUAAGAGUGCAAGCAACACUUAUUCGAAGACACAGCCAUGGUCCGUGCCGUAGUUUUCCUCUUGCUCAUUGUGGCAGUCGCCACCAUCGAUGCUGCGCCUAAUUGCGGUCAAAACGAAUAUUUCAAUAGCUGUGGUUCAUCGUGUCAACCCACCUGUCAAAAUCCAACACCACAAAUCUGUACCCUGGCAUGUGUUGCUGGAUGCGAAUGCACGGACGGAUAUGUAAGAAAUGCGGAAAAUCGGUGUAUACCUGCAUACAAUUGUUAAUCAUUCAGAAAAUAUGAUUUUCCGACGAGUAUAUUUCGCAUUACAUAAAACAUACAAAUAUAACAGGCAUAAAAACCUUCUCACAAAUUAGCUUAUUAUAUUAUAGAUUU